This is a messenger RNA of Cyphomyrmex costatus, 5342 nucleotides long. Its product is annotated as leukocyte receptor cluster member 8 homolog. The record is from RefSeq and is a predicted model, not a curated record. Lineage: Eukaryota; Metazoa; Arthropoda; Insecta; Hymenoptera; Formicidae. The transcript has 6 exons. Gene Ontology annotation, cellular component: nucleus. Bases 1 to 2475 code for a protein of 824 amino acids.
AUGUCAGAAGGCGAGGCGUUGUCCCAGAAGAAGCAGCAACAACAACAGCCGUUCCAUCAGCAGCAACAGCAGCAGCAGCAGCAGUCGCAGAUCGGAGCGGGUUCAAUGGCGAAUAUGGUAUGGCAGUACCCGCCGAACAACAUGUACAACAUGUUUCCACCGUACCCAGGACAAAUGUAUGGCCCAGGAUAUCAAGGUGUGCCACAUCAAGGACAGAUGUUUAAUUAUUAUCACAUGAUGCCAGGGUAUGGCCAGACUUUUAAUCCUCAACAGAUGCAGCAGCAUCAACAACAACAGCAACAGCAGCAGCAGCCGCAACAGCAGCAGCAACAACAACAGCCACAACAGCAGGGAGGAAACAAUCAGACAAAGCAACAGUUACAUCAACAACCUCCUAUUCCUGGUACUCCGAUGCCUCUAGAUGAUGAAUCUGAUCUUCCACCGUUGCCGCCCGGUCCACCGCCAACAACUCCAUCAACUCAACAACAUAACAAUCACAUGCAACAACAGCAGAUGACUUCUUAUUCAGGAAUGAUGUACAAUUCGUUUCCCUACAAUAACUGGAAUGGAAUGCAUAAUAAUUCUCAGUAUAAUGGUCAGAUCCGUUUCAACUUACCCAACAAGAAAACGGGUCUUGGAUACGUGCCGUCCGGCAAUAGCGGCGCUGCGAAGAGAAAACGUAAGCGGAACAAAAAUUUAGCAGCUCAAUUCAACAAUAGCUUUCAGGGGAAUGCUCCGAUUGGUCCCUUUAUGCCUAACGGACCCAAUGCAAAACCAGCGGAACUACCACCGUUACCUCCCGCGCAAAGCGAAGUGGCAGCCCCUCCACCGCCAAGUGAGGAGCCUCCUAAUUCUGUCGUGCCGGUCACCACGGUUUCCAGCAGCGCGGUCCCCAGUACUGGCACCACUCCCUCCGUCGCUCAAAGUCCGGUCGGGGAUUGGCCUGAUAGUCUGAAGAAUUACGUAAACCGAUGCUAUGAGAAAUGUAAGACGGCAGUCGAUAAGGAUCAGGUCGAAAUCAUACUGAAGGGCAAGAUCACACGCGCCGCGAAUGACGGCUCGCUCUGGGUGAAGGACUGGGAUAAGGAGCCUCUGCCCAGCAUCCACAGCGAACGUAUGACUAUGACGAUUAAACCUUCGAAGCCGGCGUUAAAGCUGGCGAAUCCUCUGGCGAGCCCACUGGUCAAUGCACAGGGAGGCCUGCGCAAGCCUGGCCUUUCCAGCUCACUCGGGGCUCGGCUUGGCGCGCGUCUCUCUGUGACACACAGCAGGCGGUCGAGGUCAAGGUCGAGGUCGAGGUCAAGAUCAAGAUCCAAAUCGAGAUCGCGAUCCCGUUCACGAUCGCGAUCGCGGUCACGUUCGAGAUCGAGAUCAACGUGUUCGCGCACACGUAGCCCGCCAUCGCGCAGGUACAACAGGCGCAGCACGUCCUCGUCGUCGAACAUUAGUGAUCGGGAGCACGAGUACAAGGCCCCUAAAACGAAAAAAUCCGCGCGCAACAAGGCGAAUCACAACAAGAAGUCCAAGAAGACUAAGCAGGCUAAAUCGCAUUUCUAUUCCGAAUUUGGUUUAGCUACAGGCAACACGGACGAGCUGGGAACCAAGGAGAAGCUGCAACAGCGCGCUGCCAGAUUCAACGGCGGUAUUUCCAGGUCGGUUGUUAGCAGUGUCGUUAUUAGAGAUGACUCGAACACGGACUUCGACUUUACCGGACUUCACAUCGUCGGCACGUGCAAGGAUCUAGAAAAGCCCUACUUACGUCUCACAACGGCUCCUGCCCCUUCUGCAGUUCGACCGGUAAGUGUACUUCAAAAUUCUUUGGCCCAUGUUAAGAAACGUUGGCUGGCUGACCAGGACUACAGAUAUGCUUGCGACCAAUUAAAAUCCAUUCGGCAAGAUCUUACCGUGCAAGGUAUCAGGGACGCGUUUACAGUUCAUGUAUAUGAAACCCACGCCCGUGUAGCUUUAGAACGUGGUGAUCACGAGGAAUUUAAUCAGUGUCAAACACAGUUGAAAAUGCUUUAUCAGGAUCUCGGUGGCGAGAAUCGAUGCGAAUUCAUUGCGUAUCGGAUUCUCUAUUAUAUUUUCACAAAAAACACUCAAGACUUAACGACAAUUUUAGCAGCACUUUCGCCAGAGGAUAAAAACGACGAAUGCAUAAAACACGCGUUGAAAAUACGAUCUGCUUGGUGGUUGAGUAACUUCCAUGCUUUUUUCAAACUGUAUAGAACGGCUCCGCGCAUGUCUGCCUUUUUAAUGGAUUGGUUUGUCGCUAGAGAGCGAAAGAAGGCAUUGAAGUUUAUGAUAAAGUCCUACCGGCAAAAUUUGGCGGUUCAUUUCGUCGUAGCAGAAUUGGCCUUUGAUUCUUUGGACAAGUUUUAUGAAUUUGUCAGCGAGUUCGGUUUGGUUUACGCUGAUCUCGCUCGACAGCAAAUCGACUGCAAGGCAAGCAGUGGUAGUCUAGGUGGUUGGUAGAAGGCAACGCCACUCUACUGUCCUACCUUUACCCCUUGUGGCGGAAGAUAAUUUAACACGUGAAAAAGAAGGGCCACAUACACACAUUCAUGCAUACAUACACAUACAUACACACACGCGUACGGUGCAUAAAUCUCACGUGUGUCGUAUUACGUGUAUAUGCAUAUGUUUCCGGCAUAUGUGCGCUUGUGUGACUCAUAUGCAUAUAUACAAAUAUUUAGAUAGAUGUUCCAUUUCGCUGGGGGUACGCAUUGUUUCCGUAAAUUUCCCUCGCUCUCGAAAGCCCCGUGUGUGUGCUGGCUCUAUCUCUCGCAAACGAUCUUCAGAUCAUCGUCCCACGGCGGUGGCGCAAUUUUAUCACCGUCGGAUGCAAUAAUCGAAAGCUUGGGACUUCGACUGUGAAUUUGUACAUACACGCUCCCUCGUUCAGUUCCCCCGCGCGCAAUUGUAUAUAAUCUCAAGAGGACAUAGAUGCGGAUCUCUCACCGGGGGCUCCUGGAAAUUGUACAAAAAUCGGGACGGAUAAUCGUUUCCGUUCACAUUCAGCGCUACCUCACUAAAAAGAUUAGAUGAGAAAAAAGCUCGGUAUAACGUCAAGGAUCAUACUCACAACGCAAACGGUACAAUCUGCGGUCUUCGCAACAAUAAGAAAAAAGCCCAUCUUUCAUUCGUUGUCGACUCGGGACGAUUCGUUAACAAGAUGACUGCUCUCUCCUUUUCAAUCAUUUGUAGCGUGAUGCACACGCACGCUUCACUGCCACGGUGUUUGAUCGAUUUUCCAAAUAUUCUUUUAAGUAUUACUACAUGCAAAACAACUCAACCGAGCCGCAACGCAAGCUAGCUCUCGCUUUGAAGAAGGGUACUUCAAAGAGAACGCGGAUAAGGAUUUUGUUUCAUGAAUUCGGAGACACGAGUCGCGUUUGAGAAGACACUGUAAUGACGUUCAUGCUGUUCGUGCUCGAGAAAUGUUCUUCUCAGAACAGAGCAUUCCUGGUCCGCGAUAAGUGUUAGUUCCCGGACAAGCCCAAGAAAAAUCGGUAGAAAUCAGACAGAGGGAAGAAGGAAGAAGAAAUAGCCGGAUUGUUUCCCGAAAUAUCGAUGGAUGGGACCGUUUGUUGAAGACGUCUGGGUUUGGGGAUGAAGACAGAAGAACGAAGAUGAAGUGGACAUAUCUUGCGCAAUGAGUGGCGUAUCAUCAUCGGUCCUUUUCAUCGCGUGCAGUGAUUUUAUAAUUAAUUUUAACAAGUGUCCAUGCACCGUGUGUGGUGCGACGGUGCUCCUUUCGACGUUAGAGUCACCCUGUUCUCGUUGGAUUCUCUUUAGGUGGUCGAGACUUGUUUUCUUUCGCAUUCGUGCGCGCACGCCCACAUGCUUGCUCGCGCGCGCGCGCAUGGAAUGUGCAUCAGCCGCAUUACACGGAUUCGGAAAGGGAAAAUGACUUCAUUGUAUCAUACUUGAUCCGAAUACGAUGUUGUGCAUAAUAAAUUAUUUAAUUUUCUGACGUUGUACCUCAUUUUUUUGUUUCGCUUGUCGUACUAUAAACCUAGCGCACUUUACAGGAGAUAUAGAUUGCGGCUCGUUUUGCCUCGACGAUGCUUCGCUUAAUAAUAAAUACCACGGUCGACGGGUUUCUCGACGUCCGCAAUUGCAAAUUGCAACUGACAUUUACGUUGUUGCUAAUUAUGUAUAUAUCUAUAUAUGUACCGAUUCGCCAUCGGUAGAUAAAAUAAUUUAAAUGUUAAAUAAUUUAACAAUCCAUGAGACAACAUAGAACAUUUAAAAUAUACAACAGUAAACGAGAAAAUGUCGCUUUUAACGCCGAUCCUCUCGCUGCUAGAUAAUAUUUACGGCUCCUGGCUCGUCACUGUAAUUAUAUCGGAUUACAUCAGACGUGAAAAUUCAUUACAUAUGCUUUACACAAUACUUACAAUAUAUUUGCAAUGAAAGAGUUCCAACUUUUUACAUACCACUACUUUUAUCUGAUAAAAUAGCUUGUGAAAUUUAUUCAAGACUUUGAUUCACAAAAUAAAAGCUGCUAAGUUUUAUCGGAUGUUGCGAGAUUUACAUUUAAAAUUACAAAUGUAUAGACAGAAUUACUUGUCAUGAAUGCAGAAUUCAUAAAAAGAGAUUUGGGCGUGUACUUCAUCAAUUUAUUCUAUCGAAUAAAAGCGGGAGGUAAUACUAUUUUUCACUUCUGAUGUAAUAGAAGCCUUAAAAUGGCUUUCGAAUGAUUUAACGUGGUUCGAUCACGAAUUCGCGCAAUAACAUGAGCUUAAUGAACGUCUGCAUUUUCGAUGUAGACCUCGGGAUGCGAUUAUAAAUCACGUCGGGACACACGUAUUGAUUUCGAUCAAAGAUCUCUAUAAUGCACGCGAGAUGCACGUAACGUGCCAUUAAUCGGAUUAACUCGUUAACGUCUUCAAGCAAGAAGGAAUAUAAUUUUACGAAUUGGAAUCUUUCUAAUUCUCUCUAACUGUGCUAGUAUAUCCGAUAUUAUUUGUGAUUUUUUUUCAGAUUCUUUUGUAAAUUUUGUUUUUUUUCCAAUUAGAUUUUUAGCUUCUCGAAAGAGACAUUAACGGAUUAAUAAUUUCUCGAGAAAUCUCAUACGAAUAGGAACAGAUCGCGCGGAAGAGAUCAACGUCAACAUGAAUUUGCAUGCGCGUCGGCAUCGAGUCGCGAGCUACACAGUGCGUAAAUAGCCUUACGGUAAAUAUAUUAACAGCGUCUCUAACGAUUUCGUUUGUGUUUUUUUGUGUGUAUGGCGUGUACACAUCUGAUUGAUAGCUGACGUAAUACAUUAAUUCACUUACAUAUAAAUAUUAAUCAAAUAAAAAAGAUUUAACUAUGGUACGACGAAAUAACGUAGC